UUUGUACUCUCUUCUUCUUCAUCCCUGUCUUCCUGCCACGUACAAACAGUCAUCUUCAUUGAUCUAGCCAAACCAGUUGAGAGAGAAGUUAUCAACAAGUAGAGAGAGAAAGACGGAGAAAGUAGGUUGAAGGAAGUCCAAGGCAAGCAGCUAGAUUCUUCAAAUCUCCAUUAAUGAAUGAAUUGUUGAAGUAAGUUGAUUGAUGAUGAUGAUCAAUUGUACGUCUCUAUCUCUUUAUCAAAGUUAAACACUACUACUGUAACUUUACCACACGUCUUCAACUCCAUUCCAAUUUCCAUAUCUGGAUCCAAUUAUUGCUCGAAUUUGAACUACAUUUGCUUUGACCUUACUUGUUUUUGGUCAACAUUGGAUUGAAUUAACGUUGUUUAAGAGAUCCGUCGGUUGUUAGUGACAAUUUUGAUCUGAAACGGGAGAAAAACAGCGCCAUUAGAUGGCGUUGUUCAGAAGGUUCUUUUAUCGUAAGCCACCGGAUCGGCUUCUCGAGAUCUCUGAGAGAGUUUAUGUUUUUGAUUGUUGCUUUUCAACUGAUGUAUUGGGAGAAAAUGAGUAUAAAGGAUAUUUAAAUGGAAUUGUAGCGCAAUUGCAAGAUUACUAUCCUGAUGCUUCAUUCAUGGUUUUUAACUUUAGAGAAGGAGAUAAGAGAAGCCAACUUUCAGAUAUUCUGUCUCAGUAUGAUAUGACUGUAAUGGAAUACCCUAGGCAAGUUGAAGGAUGUCAGUUGUUACCUUUAGAAAUGAUUCAUCAUUUUCUUAGAUCAAGUGAAAGUUGGUUGUCAUUGGAAGGACAACAGAAUGUAUUGCUGAUGCAUUGUGAAAAGGGUGGAUGGCCUGUUCUUGCUUUCAUGCUUGCGGGUCUUCUUUUAUAUCGUAAACAGUACACUGGUGAACAGAAGACACUUGAUAUGGUGUAUAAACAAGCUCCCAGAGAGCUUUUACAUCUUUUAACACCUUUGAAUUCACAACCUUCUCAGAUAAGAUAUCUUCAGUAUAUCUCUAGACGGAAGUUUGGUUCUGAAUGGCCACCUUCAGAUACAAUACCAUUGGCUUUAGAUAGUAUUAAACUUAGAGUCCUUCCUUUGUUUGAUGGCUGGACGGGUCUUCGACCAAUUGUUCGUGUUUAUGGAUUAGACCCUAGUUGUUCCACAGUUAAUAGAUCUUCUAAGCUCUUGUUUUCAUCUUUAAAAACGAAAAAGAGUGCUCGUCUUUAUCAGCAGGAAGAAUGUGAGCUUGUAAAGAUAGAUAUCCGUUGUCGCGUUCAAGGGGAUGUCGUUCUUGAACUCAUACAUUUGAGUGAUGACUUGAUGACGGAGGAAGUGAUUUUCAGGAUCAUGUUCCACACAGCUUUUGUCAGGUCACAUGUUUUAAUGUUAAAUCGUGACGAAAUUGAUGUUUUGUGGGAUGGAAAAGAUCAAUUCUCGAAAGAAUUUAGAGCUGAGGUACUCUUCUCUGAUGGUGACGCCAUUCCAUCUAUUACCUCUACAGAAGUAGCUUGCGAGGAUGAAAAUGACGCCGAAAAUGCUUUUGCUGAAGAAUUUUUUGAGGUUGAGGAGAUCUUUAGCAAUACUGUAGAUGGUAUUGAUGGAAAGAUGGAUGUUGAUUCACAAACAAGUUUAGACAAUGAUGCUCAGGGAUCCCACACGUUUGAGGACUGUGCAUCAGAUAUCAAGUUGGAUGACAGAGUAUUAGGAAUGGAAAUCAAGAAACCUGUUGAAGAUGGAAAACUGGAUUCUGACAUAAAUGAAGCAGACAGCGAUUCAAGAAGUACAGAUACAGAGGGUUCAUACCAAAAUUUGCAAGUUGAUACUUCUAGAAGAAAAUCCGUUAAGCCUAAUCCACCUAUAUCAAAGAAGCAACCAACUGCAAAUGCAAAGCUUGCAGUCGAUCCGGUUUCUACAAAACAAAAGUUGAGACAACAGGAAGGUCAAGGUUUUCCAGCAAGACAGGCAAAGGCAAACACAUCGAGAAGCUGGAUCCCUGCUAACAAAGGCUCAUACAACAAUUCAAUGCAUGUGGCAUAUCCACCAACAGCAAGGUAUAUUCCACCACCACCACCACCUGUGGUGGCAGUUGUAAAGGACUCUCAGUUGGGUGUUAAACCUAAGGCUUCCAUAGUUGCUGCUAAGGUCUCAGGAGUUGUGGCCUCAAACUUUGAGGGUCGACCAAACUAUCAAAAAAUGAAGACCACAUACUCCACACCAGCUCUAGAUGCACCAGCAAUUCAGCAACCCUCCCCCAUUUCAAAUCUACAAUCAACCUCUUCAGGUCCAGAUCAAGUUGAUUUCCCUCUUCUCUCUCCUCCUCCACCUCCACCUCCACCUCUGCCAUGUUUUAACUCAACUCCUUCCAUAAUGUCCUUUUCGCCGCCUCCACCCCCUGUUCCACCAUCAUUGCCCGCUCUUGUACCUAGAUUAUCACCAGAAAUGACUAAAGGUGCCUCUCCUCCUCCACCACCACCUAGGAAGGUUGAACUUUCAGUAGCUAACACUUCGAUAGACUUAGUAUGUACAAAUCCUUCUUCUAUGGAUUCACGUGCAAGGCCUGGACUUUCCCCUUCCCUAACCCAUGUUGCUCAUGGUGCUUUGCGUCCAACGUGGCCUCCUUCAUCCAGUACACCAACUCCAUCUCUACUUCCGCCUCCACCUCCACCUCCACCUCCACCUCCACCCCUCCUUCCUACUUAUGGUCAUUCAUCAUCUUCUUUUAUUUUGAAUCCUAAAACAUCACACGUUACUUCUUCACACUUGCCUCCACCUUCACCACCACCACCUCCUCCACUCCCAUCACCAUCACAUGUUGUUUCCUCAUAUCCACCACCACCCACUCCACCUCCGCCACCCCCACGAUCACAAUUUGCUCCAGCACCUCCCCCACCACCCCCACCUUCACGUCUGUCACACGGUACUCUUCCACUACCACAAUUUCCUUUGCCAUCCUCACCAUCAUAUGUUGCUCCACCUCCUCCACCACCGCCUCCUUCACGAGGUGCUCCUCCAUCUUUAGGUUAUUCCUCACCCCAACAAACACAUGGUGCUCCACCACCACCUCCACUGCCUUCUUUACAUAGAAAUCCACCCCAACCAACCGUAUUGCCUUCUUCGCAUGGUCCUCCUCCACCCCCACCGCCACCUCCAUCGGAACUAUGUGGUGGUCCACCACCACCUCCUCUUCCUCCACCUCUUUCAACUAGAGGCCCCCCACCUCCACCUCCUCCAAUGCGUGGAGAACAGUCUCAUAUUUUUGGAGCUCCACCUCCACCCCCACCUCCAUUUCAUGGAGUUCCACCGCCACCUCUUCCCUCCAAUAGAGGGUCGUCUUUACCGCCUCCUCCACCACCACCAUUCAGCAAUCGAGCACCAGGUCCGCCUCCUCCACCACCACCACUCAGCAAUCGAGCACCAGGUCCGCCUCCUCCACCACCACCACUCAGCAAUCGAGCACCAGGUCCGCCUCCUCCACCGCCACCACUCAGCAAUCGAGCACCAGGUCCGCCUCCUCCACCACCACCUCUCAGCAAUCGAGCACCAGGCCCCCCUCCUCCUCCUGGACCUCCAAGGCCUCAUGGAACUCCACCACCUCCACCUUUUGGCUUUAAAGGACCAGCAGCUGGAGGUGCACCCACACCCCCUCCACCGAUGGGAAGAGGUCGUGGACUUCCACGUCCAUUAGCACCAUCUGCAGCUGCAAGAAGGUCUAAUUUGAAACCACUUCAUUGGAGCAAGGUAACUAGGGCAUUGCAAGGAAGCCUCUGGGAAGAAUUGCAAAGACAUGGAGAGACUCAAAUUGCUCCAGAUUUCGAUGUAUCAGAACUGGAGACUCUUUUCUCUGCCACCAUCCAAAAAUCAGAAGGCUUAGGAACUAAAUCUGGAAGUCGAAGGAAAUCGACUGGCUCAAAAGCUGACAAAGUGCACCUGGUUGACCUGAGGAGAGCCAACAACACUGAAAUUAUGCUGACCAAAGUUAAAAUGCCACUACCUGAUAUGAUGGCUGCAGUUCUAGCAAUGGAUGAUUCAGUUUUAGAUGCUGAUCAAGUGGAGAAUCUAAUAAAGUUCUGUCCCACUAAAGAGGAAAUGGAUCUGCUUAAGAAUUACACAGGUGACAUGGAGAUCCUUGGAAAAUGUGAACAGUUUUUUCUUGAGCUAAUGAAGGUUCCUCGAGUUGAAUCUAAACUCAGAGUUUUUCUUUUCAAAAUUCAGUUUAAUGCUCAGGUUUCUGAUUUUAAGAAGAGCUUAAACUUGGUGAAUUCUGCAUGUCAGGAGGUUCGGAACUCCCUCAAAUUGAAGGAGAUCUUGAAGAAAAUCCUUUACUUGGGCAAUGCAUUAAAUCAAGGAACUGCAAGGGGUUCUGCAAUUGGAUUCAAAUUGGACAGUCUUCUGAAAUUGACAGAUACACGUGCUUCAAACAAUAAGAUGACGCUCAUGCAUUAUCUUUGUAAGGUCCUUGCCACCAAGUCACCCACUCUGCUGGACUUCCGUGCUGAUCUGAUAAGCCUGGAAACUGCGUCAAAGGUACAAUUCAAAUCUUUGGCAGAAGAAAUGCAAGCUAUUACCAAAGGACUGGACAAGGUGAAGAAUGAGUUGUCUGCAUCUGGAAAUGAUGGUCCAGUAUCCGAGGUUUUCUGCAAGACAUUGGAGCAAUUUGUUGGUGCUGCUGAGACAGAGGUGUCAUCCUUGACUAAUUUAUACUCGAGCGUGGGUCGUAAUGCAGAUGCACUUGCCCUUUAUUUUGGUGAAGACCCUGCCCGAUGCCCAUUUGAACAAGUUGUCGCUACCCUAUUGAACUUUGUAAGAUUGUUCACAAAAGCCCAUGAAGAGAACUGCAAACAGGUUGAGUUGGAAAAGAAGAAAGCUCUAAAAGAAGUUGAAAUGGAAAAAAACAAUUUGAAGAAGAGUGGGAAAUAGUCUUGAGUUCACAUCAUUCACUGAAUAUCAUUUCGAAACUCUCAAGCAAGCAAUGGUUGGCGACAAAAUGAAAGCCUGAAAAGACCUGUCCGGCUAUUGGCUCGUUCAAGUUGAUAAACCGAUAUAGUUCUGAUGCCAAUUGAAGCAACCCGAGUUUCACACAUAUAUAUAUAUAUAUAUAUAUAUAUAUAUGACCGGGGAUGAAGAAACUAUAUAUUUAUAUAUAAUCGGAACUCAACCGGUACAGAUUUUGUGUAUAGAAACUGUCGUCGGAACACCACAACGAGGAUUCAAAUUCGGUUGAGGAUAAUCAAAGCAAGCAGAAUCAUUGUCCCAUAAAUGUAAGAAGUUAGGUUUAUUAUAACUUGAUUCUUUCCUUUGUAUCUUUGUGUAUAAAGAUUUUUUUGUAUAGUUAGUAUAGUUAAUUUAGAGGCUAUUUUAGUCCAAGUUUAGACUGAUUUAAUGUAGAUGCUUAGUUUGGAAAACUUAUAAUUAUUUUAUUUAUUAUUGUUAGUUGUUUUAACUUCUAAUGAAGCUCUCAUUUUUUU
Messenger RNA from Impatiens glandulifera, 5466 nucleotides. RefSeq names its product formin-like protein 20. The transcript has 19 exons. Gene Ontology annotation, molecular function: microtubule binding. The record is from RefSeq and is a predicted model, not a curated record. Bases 452 to 4918 code for a protein of 1488 amino acids. Gene Ontology annotation, biological process: actin nucleation. Gene Ontology annotation, cellular component: actin filament. NCBI's taxonomy places the organism in Eukaryota, Viridiplantae, Streptophyta, Magnoliopsida, Ericales, Balsaminaceae.